AUGGCAAAGAAGCGCUCGUACAAGCCGGUGUUUACAGGGCUAGCACUCUGUCUAACAGUGCUAUACUUCUUCACCAGUUACCAACGAAAACAGCAAUACAAAAGAGACUACCACCUCCCGAAAAACCAACUCCUUCGCGAAUUGGAAUCCAACAAGGACUGGAAAACCCAGGGGCUCAAUUUCCAACCAUCACUAGAUACAUUGACACCCACACGAUGGGCCACGUCGCUAGAAAGCCAGCUCGCGUUGGCAUUUCCCUACGAUGCACUGGCGCAGUUCCCGCGCACCAUCUGGCAAACAUGGAAAGUAGCACUCGACGACCCCGCUUUCCCCAAACGAUACACCAAUUACCAGCGCACUUGGGACGAUCACAACCCCGAGUACAAACAUUACGUGAUACCAGACGAGCAAUGCGAUUAUCUCGUUGACGAACUAUUCCGUUCAACGUGUCCCGACGUGGCGCGCGCUUAUCAACUACUCCCCAAAUCCAUCAUGAAGGCCGAUUUCUUCCGAUACUUGAUCUUGUUCGCGCGCGGUGGAGUCUACUCCGAUAUCGACACCGUGAAUCUCAAACCCGUGGAUACGUGGGUUAGCAAUUGGGAGCACUAUCUUGGAAGAGAGCAGCGAGCGGGGAUCGUAGUUGGCAUCGAGGCCGAUCCAGACCGGCCCGAUUGGCACGAGUGGUACGCGCGCCGCAUCCAGUUUUGCCAAUGGAGCAUCCAGCUGAAGCGCGGCCAUCCGCUUCUCCUCCGCUUGAUCGCCAAGAUCACUGAAUUGACGCUCGAGCGAGAUAAGCGGGGCACGUUGCAUAAGGUGAUGGGCAAGGACUCGGGUGGGGAUAUCAUGGAGUGGACGGGGCCGGGCAUUUUCACUGACGCCGUGUUCGACUAUAUCAACUCCUUGUUGCUGCUGCUGCCGAUGAUGAUGAUGAAUGAGCAUGAGGGGGUGAGAGGGAGGAAAGUCAAGGAGGAAGUGGUGGAUUGGAAGUUGUUCACGGGCAUGACUAAACCGAUUGCGAUUGACGACGUGUUGAUCUUGCCUAUUACUGCGUUCAGUCCCGAUGUGAAUCAGAUGGGCGCAAAGGAUUCCAACGAUGAGCAGGCGUUGGUCAAACAUGUGUUUUCCGGAAGCUGGAAAGAUGAUAACAAGGUGUAA
Lodderomyces beijingensis is the source of this 1155-nucleotide messenger RNA. Lineage: Eukaryota; Fungi; Ascomycota; Pichiomycetes; Serinales; Debaryomycetaceae. The record is from the annotation of a GenBank genome assembly.